CAAUCGCGAUCACUCCGAGGUCCCCAGUCACCAGAGUGGUCCCCACCUUCCACUUGCCAACGACGCCGGGCAACUAUCGGUCGUCCUCAGUUGGGCCGAGUCUGCUCACGUAUUCGCAUUAAAACGUUUUCCGUUCAAGUUUUUAAUUAAUUUUUUUUUCACUCGGUCCAUUCAACGAAACUCAAAUUUCUUUGGACUUUUUCAAAAUUCAAAAAUUUUUUUCUAUUUUGUUUAUGAUUUUUUUAUUUUUUUUUUAUUACUAGUUAAUGAUAAAAUCGAUUUUUAUCUAAAAUAUUAUUUUUCGGAUAAACAAAUCGAUAAAAGUCAUUCUUACACGUGAGUUAGAAGCGCGACAAUGCCAACAGUGAUUUUACCGAGCGCACUGCAUUGGAGUUCCGCGUGAAAAGUGAAGAAGGAAGUGGCGAAAGAAGUGGAUAUAUACCAGAUUAAAGUUUCAAUUAAAGAAGAUAUACUACUGAUAAAAAUAAAACAUACAAUAAGCUAUUUUGUUAUACGUUUUUUUAACAAAAUCUAGUGCAUUUAUCGUGUGUUGGAUUUCAAAAAUCACUGUCGUGGUGAAAUUACAUCGCCACUUUUAACUCGGAUAAACUAAUCAUCAUCUAAAAAGGAAACAAAAGUUAAUAAGAGACAUAAAAUAUCAAAGGAAAAAAUUGAAAAUCUAAAGAUCGGUAGCGUGAAAAACGAAUUUCUUACUCCAUUAUCAUCAUUUGUUUCUUGCUCAAUAAAACGUUGAAUCGAGAAGUAGCAAAUUAACGGUGUGUGAAACCAGAAGACAGUUAAUUGAAAGAUGCCGAGGUACUUGGCAGCGGCAACGAUGGAAACAUGAAGACCGGUCAGGAUCGUUCAUCCGAUCAACAGUAUUCAACAUUUACCAUCUAUAAAUGACCAAUGUGGCGUCGCCAAUCAUCAGAAAUUUCUCUACGCAAAAUGAUUCGCAUUUGUCUCUUGCUGUGCAUGGCCGUCUUAUCAGUCGCACGAUGUAACAAGAUUCACCAUCACAUGACGGCAGAAGAACUGCUAGCAGUAUUUCACACAACAGAUCAUGAGACUGUGCCAGCGUAUGAGGUGGUGCCCAUCGUACACUCAGCACACAAGAGGAGUCCGGAAAUUGAGCCCGAAGUCCACUUGAAAGCGUUUGGGAAGAAUUUUAAUUUGUCCCUGAAGCCAACAGAAGGACUUUUAUCUUCUGGCAAACAUAUCUCUAUGUGGACAGUCUCUAGAAAUAACUCAAGUCCCAAUGGACUCUAUUACGAAGAAGUGCCAGAGGGAAGUGCAGAUAUCGGUGACAUAUACCAGGACCCCUCAAACAUGGCGUCCAUAUUGUUACAUCGAGAUGCGAGUGGGAAAGUGCUUGUGGAAGGAAAUAUUGAGUCUGACUACGUAAUCCGUCCACUGCCAGAACGUAUUUUAACUGAUGUGAUUGACAAAACUGAAGCCUUUCAUGAGUCUCAUCUACUGCCAAAUGUAACGAGAACUAAGAGGAGUCUGAGUCAAACACAUCAUCACGUUGUUUAUAAACGUAUAACUAAACCUUCAGAUGAUAAAUACAGUGAUUUUGCUUUUAUGGAACCGGACCACCUAGCUAAAAGGUUUAGGUCGAAAAGAUCAAUUAACUCAAGAGCAAAACGCGAAGCGCCUUAUGUAAUCUAUCCGGAAAUAUUAUGUAUUGUAGAUUACGACGGCUAUAGAUUGCACAGUGGUGACAAUGUGCAAAUAAAACGAUACUUUGUAUCAUUUUGGAAUGGAGUUGAUUUGAGGUAUAAACUAUUGAAAGGACCUAAAGUUCGCAUCAGCAUAGCAGGAAUAAUUAUUUCACGAGCAAGGGAUGCGACACCUUACUUGGAAAGCAAUCGCGUAGGACGUGAUGCCAUAGAUUCAGCAGCUGCAUUAACCGAUAUGGGCAAAUAUCUUUUCCGGGAGCGAAGACUUCCGGUUUAUGAUAUUGCAGUUGCUGUGACAAAAUUAGAUAUGUGCAGGAGACAAUAUACUCAUGACGUGUGCAAUAGAGGAACUGCAGGAUUUGCGUAUGUGGGUGGUGCUUGUGUCGUUAACAAGAGACUUGAGAAGGUCAAUUCAGUUGCAAUAAUUGAGGACACCGGAGGAUUUAGUGGAAUUAUCGUCGCAGCUCACGAAGUUGGUCAUUUACUGGGGGCUGUACACGAUGGUUCACCUCCGCCAAGCUAUCUCGGAGGGCCAGGUGCUGAGAAGUGUCGUUGGGAAGAUGGUUACAUCAUGAGUGAUCUCAGACAUACAGAGAAGGGAUUUAAAUGGUCACAUUGUAGUAUUUCUUCUUUUCAUCACUUUCUCAAUGGAGACACAGCCACUUGUCUGCACAAUGAACCACAUGAAGAUGAAGCAUUACCAAGAGUUUUGCCAGGAAAAUUAUUAUCACUAGACGCUCAAUGUCGCAAGGAUCGUGGCACAAGUGCAUGUUUUAAAGACGAUAGAGUGUGUGCACAAUUAUUCUGUUUCGAUGCGGGCUCUGGCUAUUGCGUAGCAUAUAGACCGGCUGCAGAAGGUUCACCCUGCGGAGAUGGACAGUAUUGUUUGAAUGGAAAAUGCGUGGCUGAACAUGAAAAUAUUAUUCCGGAUUAUACUCAAAAUAUUCCGACUUAUGUACGUCGUGACAGCAUUUACAAUCCUGGACUUCGGCCGAAUUUGGCACCAUAUAAUAAUACAGAGUACAGGUAUCCUUGGGAAUCAACGACACAAUACACACCACAGAAAAAUAACGAGUAUUCAACAGCAUACUACGCUGUUGGCAAUAAAUACCCAACAGUACCGGUUAAUGAAUUGUCAUACAAUCAUAAUCAAAUGCCAUAUCAAACAACACCUAUGUAUUACAACAAUGACUUGAGUUACAGUUAUAGUACUACACAGUCAAAACCUGUUUACCAGCAACCUUAUUAUAAAAAUUACAACCAAUAUUAUAAUUAUGACAAGACUUCUAAACGAUAUAAUAAUCACUUUAAUAAUAUUAUUGAUGUUAAUAACAAUUAUAAUAAUCAAAACUUUAAUCAAAAUUAUAAUCAGAAUUAUAAUAAGUACAAUAAUAAUCAAUAUUAUAAUCAAAAUCGAUAUUAUAAUGAGAUUACUUCAACGACUCCAGAAACAACGACAACGACACUUGCCAGGAAAAAACUUAUUCAUUUUUAUAAUUACUAUUUCAACGAACAGACAACGACCAUUAACCCCAUUACUCCUUAUUAUUACGAAAAUAUGUUGAGUAAUGAAGUAAAUCCGUACAAUUAUAAGAGUUCCAUAACUGCGUCCACUGCCACAGAAGACCAAAAUCGUCGACAGUAUACAGGUCGUGGAACAGAGGACGGUGAGUGCAUUGAUACAGCGACAAACUGCGCGGAGCUGAUUGACAGGCUGAGAACGUGGCUGUGCCAUCUACAAUCUGUGAAAAUUCGCUGCUGCGCCUCACUCAAAGCGCUUUGCAGUUAGAGUUAAAGAAAAAAGAAAAUAAUAUAAUUAAUUUCUAAUCUUUAAAAGGACACUUGCGCUGAAUUUUCGCGGUUUAAACUUUUGCCACGGACUGCAGUGUUCAUUCAACACAAAAAUUAAAUAAAAAAACCAGCUCAAAUGUUAAACAAAGCAUUUGAAUAAAUUUUUAUGAAGUUAUUAAAUAAGAUAAAAAAAAUGUAAUUUACUUCCGUUAUCGUAAGAAUUAUAUAUUAAAUAAAUAUAUAUAGUCGCGAUAUUGAUAACAAGAGUUUUUAUAAGUAGCAUUUAUAUUAUAUAUGUAGAAAAAUCACAAAAAGUCUCAGAAUGUUUUUAAGAGAAUUUUUGAUGAUUAAACAAAAAUUUUUGUUAUGUAAGAAUAAAUCAU
This is a messenger RNA of Chelonus insularis, 3856 nucleotides long. RefSeq names its product sol narae (gene sona). The transcript has 18 exons. Gene Ontology annotation, molecular function: metalloendopeptidase activity. Bases 910 to 3471 code for a protein of 853 amino acids. The record is from RefSeq and is a predicted model, not a curated record. Gene Ontology annotation, biological process: proteolysis. Lineage: Eukaryota; Metazoa; Arthropoda; Insecta; Hymenoptera; Braconidae.